AUGGAGAGUUUGAAGAGCGACCCAGAUCAAAAUGAACCCAAAGAUACCUACAAGAUGGCUUAUAUAAUCCAUUUCUUACUUGGUGCAGGCAAUUUGCUUCCAUGGAAUGCGUUAAUCACAGCUAUUGACUACUUUGGCCAUCUUUUUCCAGAAAAACAUGUAGAAAAAGUGUUCUCAGUAGCUUAUAUGAGUUCGUCAACUUUAGUUUUAAUUAUUGUGAUAAGUUGGAGAAAUUUCAGCAGAAUAGUCACCUUCCAAGUGAGGAUGAACGUGGGAUUUACCAUGUUUUGUCUGUCUCUCAUGGUAACUCCAUUGAUUGACUGGUCUUGGCAGGACGUGAAGUCUAGCACAGCAUUCUAUGUCGUGGUUGCAUCAGUUGUGAUAUGUGGUUUAGCGGAUGGUUUAAUAGGAGGGAGCCUCGUAGGAUCUGCAGGAAAAUUGCCAAAACAAUACAUGCAGGCCAUUUUUGCUGGAACGGCUUCAUCAGGAAUUCUUGUUUCCCUCUUGCGGAUUACAACAAAGGCAUCACUCCCACAUGAUCCACAAGGGCUCAAGAAAAGUGCUCACUUAUAUUUCCUAGUUAGCACGCUCAUUUUGUUGGUUUGCAUGGUUUUUUGUACCCUGCUGUACAAGUUUCCAGUCAUGGAACAACAUUACAAAUUACUCCAACGUGACAGUUCCGCAUCAAGGACUAAAUUCUGGGAUGUAGCAAGAAUGAUCCGAUGGCCUGCUCUAGGGAUAUUCAUCAUAUAUACUGUAACUCUAUCGAUUUUUCCAGGAUUCUUAGCAGAAAACAUAGAGUCACAACUCCUUAAAGACUGGUACCCAAUAAUGUUGAUUACCACUUACAAUAUUGCCGAUUUUGCUGGAAAAUCCUUCACCGCGAUUUAUGUCCUAAACAAUAUUACUAAGGCUACGUGGGGUUGUAUGUGCAGGUUGUUGCUAUAUCCACUUUUCACAGCCUGCCUCCACGGACCUAAACGGCUUAAAAAUGAGGUGUUUGUGGUAUUUCUGACGGUUAUUUUGGGGUUCACCAAUGGGUAUCUGACAAGUGCCAUCAUGAUUCUAGUGCCUAAAUUAGUGCCACCUUCAGAAGCAGAAAUAUCUGCGAUUGUGAUGGCUCUGUUCUUAGGACUGGGGUUAGUUUCUGGUUCUGUUCUUGGCUGGUUUUGGAUCAUCUGAAGCUACACAGACAACAAGAAAGGAAGGAAAAUUCUCUAGGACAACAAAAUUAUUAGAUCUUCUAGUUACCAGAUGUAGUCUCUCGUUUGUCCUAUUUCUUAGCUUUUAAUAUUAUACAAGAAUAUCAUUAAUUUUUAUUACAUGCAAUCGAUGAUGAAGAAAAAGAAAAGGAUCCGAAGAAAAAGAGCUACGGAUGUAGAUCAGACAAGAUGGUGGGUUCUGAGAAUUUGUGAGCUGGAAUGUCAAAAGGUUGGGCA
This is a messenger RNA of Cynara cardunculus var. scolymus (artichoke), 1439 nucleotides long. Its product is annotated as equilibrative nucleotide transporter 8-like. The record is from RefSeq and is a predicted model, not a curated record. Gene Ontology annotation, cellular component: plasma membrane. Bases 1 to 1182 code for a protein of 393 amino acids. Gene Ontology annotation, molecular function: nucleoside transmembrane transporter activity. NCBI's taxonomy places the organism in Eukaryota, Viridiplantae, Streptophyta, Magnoliopsida, Asterales, Asteraceae. The transcript is spliced from 2 exons. Gene Ontology annotation, biological process: nucleoside transmembrane transport.